Beta vulgaris subsp. vulgaris (sugar beet) is the source of this 5539-nucleotide messenger RNA. Its product is annotated as laccase-6. Lineage: Eukaryota; Viridiplantae; Streptophyta; Magnoliopsida; Caryophyllales; Amaranthaceae. Gene Ontology annotation, molecular function: copper ion binding; hydroquinone:oxygen oxidoreductase activity. The transcript is spliced from 6 exons. Bases 3413 to 5125 code for a protein of 570 amino acids. The record is from RefSeq and is a predicted model, not a curated record. Gene Ontology annotation, biological process: lignin catabolic process. Gene Ontology annotation, cellular component: apoplast.
ACAGGGAUCCAGAACACUGACUACAAUGCUAGUCGACUGCUGGUAUAUUGCUUGUUUGAGAAUCAAGUAUAGAGACAACUCAGCUAUCUAUCUCCAUUGCUUGUUCUUCAUACUAACAAGUAGCAUGUGUGUGUUUUUUUUAAUCCAUAUGAGCUACGAAGGUAGUACAAAGUACAAACAAGGGGAGGGGGAUUCGAACCUAUGACAUAUCGUUCACAGCACCUUAAUCUUAACCACUAGGCCAAGACAUCCUUAGUAACAAGUAGCAUGUGUGGUGUUCAUUGUUGACAUGAUCAGUCUUGACAUUCCUUCCCACAAACUAGCAUUGAUAUACAACGCAAUAUAAUGUAGACCCUUGCUCGUAGCAUCUUGAACGGCUUUUCUUUCGGAGGUCUGCUGUUUGUUGAACAGCUUGCCAGAUGAAUCGUCGGAAAUCUCAUCGUCAUUAUUUUUUGCAAGGGGACUUGAAUUAGGAGAAAGAACUUAUAAGAGUUUUAUUUUCAAAUUUUCAAAGUGUUAUUUAGGAUAGGUGUUUCUAUGUGUUGCAGUAGUAUAUAUUUAUGCUUAGCUAGUUAUCAUAACUGUAACAUCAGACUAAGGAGAAACCUGUGGGAAACCAGGGAGAAGGCUUAGGUUUUCUGCUAGAGAAAGUCUAGGGGUUUGCUUAGACUCUGAAUUCUAAGGCAGCAGUUACACUUACACAUUAACAGCAUGUCUGUAAUUUGUUCAUAUGCAAAACUAACUGUUAAUGCUUUUUUAAAUGAUAGCAGGUUUGAGUUUGAACAGAGUGUUGGAAAAUAUCAUAUAACCAAUUGAUCAAGAUGUUAUGAAAUUCAUGUAAAUAUUGAUGUGAUAUCAUUUAUUCAUGUCAAGUUAUUUAGCGGAGAUUUAUGUGUUUCGAUCCUCUAGAAUUGUAAAAUAACUCUACAAGGUAGAGUUUGAGCAAUAUCAACCAUUGAAUAAAAAAAUCAAAGGCUCAUAUAUUCUCUUUCUGAAAUCCCCACUAUUUUAUCUCGUUGAAAUCCACCCCUAAAUUUUUUUUUCACCAAUAUGAGCUCUUGAUUUUAAAAUAUAUGACUUAGGUACAACUCUAUCUUGUAAUGUUUCGCUAAAACUCUAAAGGAUCCGGACUACUUUAAAGAAUGCCACAAUUCUAAGCAAUGAAGGCAUGUCCUAAAACUCCUCCAUAUCUACGAAACAUAUGGGGUCACCUGUUGAAAAGGCAUACAAAAGGUUGUGUAUCCCAAAACACAGGCCAAGCACCCCUCUCUCUUUCUCCAAACUUCAAUAAUCUUCUGCUCUUUUAUGAAUCAUCUUCUGCUCUUUUAUGCCUUCAUUUACUAUUGUUAUACAAUUAUGUAACUUUAUUUCUCUCCUUGCUUUCACCAUUACCUUUUUUUCUUUUUGGAACAUUGACUUCAUAAUUAUUGUGUUUAAUUAGAUUCUCUUCCUAUGAUAAAUCUAGUAGGGCGUAAUUAUUCUAAAAUAUUGCAGGGAAAUAAGUUAUUACGCUUUAAUACUGGUUUAUGUCUACAUGAAUAGAUAGGAUGCUAGCUAGAUUAGUUGGUAAAAUUUUGUAAGAGUGACAUACAAGACUUACAAUGGGAUCUUAAUUAUACCUUUGUCUUCCUAACGCUCUCUAGAAACCUAUGUCAAUGUGUAUAUUUUGGGACAAUUUAACCACUAGGUUAUUCAUUGUCUCGUAUAAGUAAAAAAAAUUACACCCUAUAAACUUUAGGUUCUCUAAAAUACCCCUUAUUCAUCUCAAAUCCCUCAACUUCGGUUAUAAUUGAGCUUGGAUUGCAUCUCAGAGUGAGUUGCCAAAAUGACAUUUCACAAGGAUACCGAAGUAAUUUUAUAAGUUGGAAGUACCAAAAUAAAUAUAAACUGGUACCAAAACUCGAACAAAUUGGUACAAAAAUAGAGUAACCUUGAUACCACUACCAAAGUAACUCUUACAACUUUGGUACCAACAGAGUUUUGGUACCUCCAACUUAUGAAAUUACUCUAAUACCCUUGUAAAAUGUCAUUUUGACAACUCACUAUGAGUUGACAACACUUUUUCGUUGUAAUUUCAGCCACCCUUAUAUUGAUAGCCGAUGCAAGAACAAAUUCUGGCUUCGAGUGACUUGCAAGUAACCUUUUUAUAAUUGUCUUGACUCUUGCUAUACUAUCCACUAUAAACAAGUAAACAAACACUCUCAUGUCAAAAGGUCAAAGCAAACAUUUUUGGUAGGGCAACAUAACUUUUGAUCUUUUUUUCUCUGAACUUUAAAGGUUUUUGCAUUCUCGUUGUACAGUACAUUUGUAACCUCUAUACCAUUGUACAUCAGAAAACAGAAAAAGUCUACUAUACAAAUGCCAGUCAAGGUCAUCUUCAAAAAUCUUGUUCAAAGAUUCUUCAUCAAUAAAAAUCUUAAUCUACAUAAGAUUCUUAUUUUGAUUUGGAUCUUCAUCUAUGUACUUUAUCCUGGAAAUCAAAGAAUUGUAACACAACGAGGUGCUUUCCAUUUGAUAUCUAGUUCUUUCAACAUUAAUCUGAAACAAGAAUCAAAAUAACUUGCAGCAAAAAAAAUUACCUUCAAUAGCAAGGCUGAACAAAAAGUCAAUCAGCUUCUCUCGGCAAGCCGAAUGAUUUUCAUGAAAAAUCGCUUUCUACCAUUAACAUUACAUAAAUGGGGUAACCAUCUUAAACAUUCAUCUUCUUGAAAAUUGAAUCUCCAAGUUCGUUCUUAGUAAUCACGAUAAGGCCAACACCUCUGUCACUAAGCAAAGUCGCACCUAUCUUGAGCUUCACUAUUCCAGUUCUGAAGAGGAAGACCUAGGAACAACUUUUCACGGUAAACAAAUCAUUACAGAUCCAAGAGUAUAAUAAUACAUCAAGCAUAGUACACUUUUGAGUUAAAAGAGUAUCAUUGUGCAAUUUCUAUUAUUAUAUGUAUUGACUAUGAUUACUACUAGAAUACAAGCACGAAUUAAUCCGAUAAUCUACCAUACAUGAUAUGUAAGCAUGUACUAAGCCAAUCAAGGAUUCUAUCUAAUAUGAUUAACAUUGAUAAUCAUUUCACCUAAACAAGCAUUAUCAAAAAAAUGAAAACUAGCAGUUACAGAGAGAUUGCUUCCUCAGGGUGCAACAUGAAAUGAUGAAACCCAGAAAACGAAUGCUUCUUUUGGGGAAAGGUAUUAAUAGGUCAAAAGGCAGAACCUUGCCCACAAAAUCAUAUAUUGUAUGCUCAUGCUCCUAAAAACUUAUUAUCAACAGUCCAUGUUACACAUCAUGACAACUGAACAAAGCAGCAGACAGCAAAAGGGAAAAAGAAAUCAUCACCAACUCUCCUCCUCUCUUCUCUAUAAAAGUCUCUCUUUUACAGUAACAAGCUGAAAUCCACUGAAUAGGACAAGUCUGCCUAGAAUGGACAAUUAUAUUGCUUCUGUUAUAUUAUGGUUCGUCUUGAUAGUAGAAGCUCAGGUUCUACCAAUCACGGCACGAUGGUCGAGUCAAAGAUCCCAGUUCUAUGACUUUAAGGUGCAAAUAACCAGGGUCACAAAGCUCUGCAACACGAAAGACAUAGUCACCGUCAAUGGCUUGUAUCCAGGACCAGUCCUUUAUGCCAAGGAAGAUGACAGGGUGGUGGUCAAAGUUACCAAUGAAUCCCCCUACAACAUCACAAUACACUGGCACGGAGUUCGUCAGAAGCUCUCCUGCUGGUAUGAUGGCCCUUCCUACAUAACCCAAUGCCCUAUCCAACCAGGGCAAACCUUCACCUAUAAGUUCACAAUGGAGAAGCAAAAGGGAACCCUUCUAUGGCAUGCUCACUCCUCCUGGCUUCGUGGCACUGUGUACGGCGCCAUUGUUGCAUAUCCCAAAACUAGAGUACCUUACUCUUUCAAGGGCUCAUAUGAAGAACAUAUCAUAAUUCUAGGAGAAUAUUGGCUGAAGGACCUUGUGCAGCUCGAGCAUGAUGCUCUAUCAAGUGGCGGAAGUCCUCCACCAGCAGAUGCUUUCACCAUCAAUGGUCAUCCAGGACCCAACUACAAUUGCUCAAUUAAUGACACGUAUAAGCUAGAUGUUCUUCCAGGAAAGACCUAUCUACUAAGGAUAAUCAAUGCAGCCCUCAACAUGGAGCAGUUCUUUGCCAUUGCCAAGCACAACCUAACUAUAGUUGAAGCUGAUGGGGCAUACACAAAGCCAUUAACUGUGAGCCAAGUCAUGCUUGGUCCUGGCCAAACCAUUAAUGCUCUCGUAACAACUGAUCAGCAGAUAGGCAGAUAUUCCAUGUCAGUGGGUCCUUACAUGUCUGCUAGGAAUGUCUCAUUCCAAAACAUUUCCUCCAUCGCUUACCUCCAAUACUCAGGCUCUACUCCAUACAACUACCCUUUAUUCGCCCCAUUGCCAAGCUUCAAUGACACCCUGGUCAUCAGAACUGUCAUGGAUGGCCUCCGAAGCUUGGGCCCUGUAUACCCCCCAAUGGAGAUUGACACCAACCUUUUCAUCACUAUUGGACUCAACGUACAGAAAUGCACCUCCAAGACACCCUUGCAAAAUUGCAAGGGAAUCAAUGGAGGGGUGAUGGCAGCCUCAAUGAACAAUGUGAGCUUUGUAAUGCCAAACAUCUCCCUCCUCGAGGCAUACUACAAGAAGAUCAAUGGGCAUUUCACAGAGGAUUUUCCUGAAUACCCACUAAAGGUCUAUGAUUUUGUUAAUCAGGCCCCUAAUGACAUCCCUACUGACACUCAGUCCAUCACUGGGACCAGAACCAAGGUUAUUGAAUACGGGUCUAGAGUGCAGAUAAUCCUACAGGACACAGGGACUGUGACAACAGAGAACCAUCCCAUUCAUCUUCAUGGCCACAGCUUCUAUGUGGUGGGAUAUGGUGCAGGGAAUUACGACCCACAAGCUGCAUCCUUCAACUUAGUAGAUCCACCUUACCUGAACACCAUAGGAGUACCUACAGGUGGGUGGGCAGCAAUUCGGUUUGUUGCAGAUAAUCCAGGGGUCUGGUUCAUGCAUUGUCACAUGGAAGUGCAUAUGUCUUGGGGUCUAUCUGUGGUGCUCAUAGUGAAGAAUGGUCAAGGCAAGCAAGAGGUACUUCCUCAUCCUCCAUAUGAUCAACCAAGAUGCUAGGAUGAAAAGAAGACUUUACUCUUUCUACGAGCUAAGAAGCCGUAUCCUAUAGUUCUAACUUUUACGGAAGUUUAAUCUCCCCUUUCCCCUUUUUCAGAAAGGGGUGAGUGGUACAUCAGAUCUGAUUCAACUUAAAUAUAGUGGAAGGUAGAAACAGAAAUACUUGGUAAGUACCAGCAUUUCUUUUUCUACUUUUUUUUUCUUUUUAAAAUUUUUAUGAAGGAGAUGAGAAGGGGGGACAGGAGAAGGGUGAAUUUGAUUAUUGGCUUUGGGAUUUUUUAGAGACAGAGUUAUAGAAGAAUUGAAGAAUCAAACAUGACUUCAGUUGUCUUUGCAAAUUUUGCCUACUAACAUACAGUCUUUAAUGAUGUAAGUUGGAUCAGUAUAUUUCUAAGCUAAAAAUGUUUCUAACUG